UUAAGUGUGAAAAAAAUGACUGUGUAAUUUUUAGACACAGAUAUAAUUUUCAGGCUUACGUUUCGAAAGAGAAUUGAGGUUAUUCGGUUUUCCAGUGAAAAUUAGUAGUGAACUGUAAAAUGAAAACAUACAAGAUCACAUUAGUUAACAAAACCUAAACCUAGCUAGAUUGAAAAGCGCUGAUGUUGGUUGAAAUUGCAGUGUUGACAUGGUAUAAUAGGCUUGUAGGUUUUAAUUUUACAAAUGGGUUGAAAUGGUCAAUAAUAGUUAUUGCUAAAUACAUUGUGAUACCACAGUACUUGAGUCUAGUUAAAGUAAACCACGAAACAAAAGAAGCGAAACGGUUAUAACUUAAUUGAGAAUAAGAACAACACCUCUAUUUUCUCACAGUUGUCAUACAUGCCGAUACAUUACACAUUUUAGUUACCAUGCUAACUAGGAAUCGAUACUACGUAUGCAACAUCUUGGCAAGUCUGUGUACCUUUCGUUUGUUAUACAUACGGUAUGUUUAUGGUGCAGAGUUUUGGAAUUUUGGUAACGAUGGUCUGGGUCUCUAUGCAACUACAUUGUUUAUCGCCGUCGCUAUAGUAACAGAACUAGCUACUGUGUUUUCGAUAUUCAUUGUUGGCGAUAAGCUGCAGAAAACAAGAAAGAGAGUGGAUGCUGGGGAAGGGAAUAACUGGACGAUGUACUUUUCGUCAACCUUAGUUUCAUAAUUACUACAUUAAUCAGUCUUUUGUUGCCAGAAACGAUAAACUAGUCUGUUAUUCUAGUUUUGUUCUUCCUAAACACCUGCCAGCAUGUCGGUGAAAAUGGAGGAAGACGAAGAGAAGAAGCACAGAUGUUUCAAAUUUUUGCUUCGAAUUCUGUUUUCCCAUAUUGGGCUAUUUUUACUUGUCGUCGGAUUCUCUGCCUUCGGGGCCUGGCUAUUUGUAGCCAUAGAAAAACCCGCUGAAGAUUAUCGGAUUGAACAGAGACUGAUCCGGACAAAAGAAGUAAACGAAUCCAUCAAUUAUCUCGUGGCUCUCUUUUGGUACUGGAGAGGAAAGAAUUUUACUUUGGUCGAAUGGAAUGAAAAAGUUUACACCCAGCUUCGUGAGUUUGAGCUCUAUAUUGUAGGAUCUGUGAAUAACAUGUCGUACGAUGGGACCUUCAACAGUGAAGAAUGGGACCGUGACUGGACUUUCAGCAAGUCUUUGUUGUAUGCUGUAACCAUCAGUUCUACUAUUGGCUAUGGACACAUUUCUCCAGAUACUUGGCUAGGGAAGGUUGCUACCAUAUUGUAUGCCGUCAUAGCGAUUCCACUACUUUUGGUGUUCUUGGCGAAUAUUGGUGAUUUCAUGGCUUCGACUUUUCGCUACGUUUACAGCCGACUGUGCUGUCGAUGGUGUCGGUCUCGAAGGAAAAUUUCUGAAUACCUAAAGAAAGCCAGAGCUGGAGCAAGAAUUCCUUCAGUAAACGAAGAUGCAGUCGGUAGAGAAGAGUACAUGCCCACUGAUAAGGUGAUUGUACCAAUCGUUUUAAACUUGCUGUUGAUUUCCUUCUAUAUAUUGCUGGGCUCUUUAAUGUUUUCUUACUGGGAGGAAUGGGAUCUUGUUAGCUCUGCAUAUUUCACCUUUGUUACCCUCAGCACCAUCGGCUUCGGAGAUUACGUCCCAGGAAAUUCUUUCAUGGAUUAUAAACAAGGCACCAGUUCCUCGUUGAAAAUGCUAGCCUGCUGUCUUUACGUCGUUUUUGGUAUGGCCUUGGUAAGUAUGUGUAUUAAUUUGAUGGUUGAACAGCUGGUUGAGAAAGCCAGGUGGUUGGGCAAGGAAAUUGGUCUGAUCAAAGAAAAUCCGGAGACAGAUGAAGACGCCCAACCUUUAACAGCCUAAAGAAGAUCAGAUGAGGACAUCGGCAACGGACAAGGACAACAAGUGAUGUAUUGGAAAUCUGGGAUUCUACGGGUUACUUUUCCAACACAAUCAAAGUCUAGAUACACUAAUUUUAUGGAAUAUAAACUUGCUUCACUGGCUUUAUAAGUAUUUGAGUAACUCAUUUGAAUCUCAAAUGUUCUAACCUUUAGAAAUUCUUAUCCAUAUACACUGUUGUAGUUACCCGAGAAAUCCCAGAUUUCUGAUUCCUUUUAAGUCUUUAAGAAUAGAAAUAUUUGUUGAUUAAGUAUGUUUUUAGUCCAUAGCUCUAGAGCUACAAAUAACAACUGCUUUCUAUUUCAGUACUUGUUAAGUGAAGUUCCCUCUCGGGAAAUAUUAAUUGUGCACGUUUCCAGUAUUAAGAGUGCACUCACGGGUUUAGUCUGAGGGUCACAGACCAAACCCACGGGUGGACUAAUACAUGUGAUGUAUUAAGUAAAAGAGAUAAAAUGGUAAAGAAUAUUAAGCUACAAUGCAUGUUUCUGAUAUAGAAAUAAGAUACGUUAUUGUCAGUUUCAAUCACUUAUAAUAUGUUUUUAUAACGAGUAAUUCACGGGCAUUGCUCUUCGGCGUGUUGGGAAAACUAACGUCUGUGGAGUGAAUUACACACACACACACACACAGAGAAAUAUUUAGAAAUGAUUCAGAGGAUCCUGUAAACGAGCAGUGAGGGCGAAGCCAUCUUCAUCUUUAACACUUAAGAUAUAGUACCAAUCAAACGGAUCAAAUGAUGUUUUCCCUGUCAAAUUAAUAAACACUAUUCUUGGGUGAAAUGAAUUUAAAACAAAUUGAUGUCUUCAAUCAUUUUAUAACUAUUUUAUUUUCCCUAAUAAUCUUAUUAAUAUUUAUUCAAACUAGAAUAUAAGCUAGUACCUCUAUACAGAACUUUAAGUUAUCUUGAGCUUUGUACAAGUAAGAUUGAACACUUUGUUGCGUAGUUUGAGGUGCAACACUACAGUUUUGAAUAUGCACCCUUUUCUUAUCAGUGCCUUACGUAUUUCUAUGAUCAGAUUAAUAGUGCUCAGCGUGUGAGAUUGUAUU
Messenger RNA from Limulus polyphemus (Atlantic horseshoe crab), 2954 nucleotides. RefSeq names its product TWiK family of potassium channels protein 7-like. Gene Ontology annotation, molecular function: potassium ion leak channel activity. Bases 801 to 1874 code for a protein of 357 amino acids. NCBI's taxonomy places the organism in Eukaryota, Metazoa, Arthropoda, Merostomata, Xiphosura, Limulidae. Gene Ontology annotation, cellular component: membrane. The transcript has 4 exons. Gene Ontology annotation, biological process: stabilization of membrane potential; potassium ion transmembrane transport. The record is from RefSeq and is a predicted model, not a curated record.